This is a messenger RNA of Anopheles coustani, 1704 nucleotides long. Its product is annotated as glutactin-like. The record is from RefSeq and is a predicted model, not a curated record. NCBI's taxonomy places the organism in Eukaryota, Metazoa, Arthropoda, Insecta, Diptera, Culicidae. The coding region runs from base 1 to 1704 and encodes 567 amino acids. The transcript is spliced from 6 exons.
AUGUUGCGUGCGUCGGUUUGGUGUUCGCUGCUGCUGGCACUCAUUUGUUCGACAAGUUACUCUAGUGGAAUAAACCUUUCCAUACGUGGCCUCGGUGAGGUUCAGGGAUCAGAAACGAAAACCGCACGCACUGAGCAGGUAGUGCUUCAGUUUUUAAACAUUCCAUACGCAGAGCCACCGGUAGGACAGAGGCGUUUUAAAGCCCCGGUUGCCUUGAGUCCUUGGAAUGGGGUGAAAGAUGUCACCAGGCCCGGUCGCCCCUGCCCACAACCGGGUAUUACCGAUCAGAUUACCCCAAGUGAAAUAACCUCCGCCGUCGAGGACUGUCUGUCGCUCUCGGUCUACACGAAAAACGUAACGGCUAAGCUACCCGUCAUGGUGUACAUCCACGGGGGAUCAUUUUAUCUCGGCAAAGCAGCAGACCAUCCUCCGAACUAUCUUCUAGAACGCGAUGUUUUGCUAGUGGCCAUCCAGUAUCGACUCGGUGCCCUCGGGUUCCUCUCCACGAUGUCAUCCACCAUACCCGGCAAUGCAGCGAUGUUGGAUAUCAUUCUGGCACUGAAAUGGGUUCAAGAUCAUAUAUCGGACUUUGGAGGAGAUCCGGGACGUGUAACGGUGUUCGGUCAAUCGGCGGGGGCUGCCGCAACAAGUGCUCUCUUGUACAGUCCUCUCGUACCACCGUCGUACUUCUCUCAAGUAAUUCUACAAUCUGGUGGAGCGACGGUAGCCUGGGCAAACGACCCUAACCCGGUAGAAAACGCAAAAGAAAUCGCCAGGUUUGCGGGUUGUGACACGGUCCGGCCUAUAGAAGACAUCGAAAGGUGUCUAUUAGAACUACCUGUGCUUAAGCUGCUGAAGGCUUUAGAUUUGCACACGCAAGAACGCACACUAAAUCAGGGCGUUAACAACGUUGGAGGUUGCGGCAUGGUUAUCGGCGGUCCAUCCAGCUUUCUUGACGCUGCUCCGUUUGAUAAAAUACGAUCAGGACGAGUGCGCAAAGAUGUCCGGAUUAUGGCCGGAGUAACGAAGCACGACGGAUCGUUCAUGGUGGCCGAAGUCUAUGAUGCGUUGUUGGCGAUGAAUCUUACUGAAGACAAGCAAUUCAACCAAUAUGACCUGAUCGACAUGGUCAACCGGGUCUACGGCAUCGAUGAUCACAGUGGUGCAUUAGCUGGCUUUGAAGUGGAAUCUCUUUUCUCCGAGCAAGACAUAAAUAGUGGAAAUUUUACUCAACUGAUGGCAGGAAUUAUAGAUAUUGCUGGAGCAAUUACCAUAAAAGCCCCAGUUCUUCGUGAUGUUCAGAGCAAUGUGCGCCACAGUGAAAAGGAAACGUAUCUGUACUCGUUCGAUUACAAGGGUGAACACACCCGUUUUGGAUACGGUGCCAGCACGGCACACUAUCCGUUCGAAGGUGGAGCACACCAUUCGAACGAUAACAUCUAUCUGUUUCCGUAUCCAUCCUUUGCGGCUAACUUGAACGCAGCCGACACGAUGAUGUCAGAAAUUAUGGUGGACCUUUGGACGUCUUUCGCCAUCGAUGGAGUUCCAAGAUCGAACAGAGGUGUUCCAACAUGGCCGAAAGUCAAUGGACCGACUGGCCCAUAUCUGCAUAUCAAUAAUCCCGCCACUAUUGGAACCAAUUUUUACGAUGAGUAUGCUGUCAGCGUUCACGGUCGAUCAGGAGCUGGUAUUGCUUAUUGGUAG